AUGCUGCAACCUUCCAUAUAUCCCGAGGAUUAUCCAUCAUUGAGCAAACUCGAGCAUCUCCGAGAGGAGUCAAAAUGGCUAGGACAGGCAGAAAACUUUCGUCGAGCACCACUUACCACAUUUUUCCACCGCGGCCGCAACAAUGUAGGUGUACCAAUGCAGGAAAAUAGCGGAACAGGCCACGAGUGCACUGGACUUAACGAUGGCUCGAAAAACUCCGUGGCGACAACUUACCUUGCAGAUGCCUGGAAUUGGGGAGCUGAGAUAUUCUGCGGAUGUGAGGUCCAAUUUGUAGAGAAGGGAAGUGAAGAAGGCUAUAUCAUUCACUUCUCCUGGCACGGAGAUGGAAGGUCUGUUUUUGCUGAUCAUUUCAAGCAGCAGCUCUUUUGGGUCAAAGCCAGUGAAUUCUGUUUCCUCGGUGCAGGUGCUUUAGGUACAACCGGGAUAUUGCUUCGUUCAAAGAAGCGCGGUUUGCAAAUGUCUCCGCUUGUUGGACGAAAUCUAUCUGGAAAUGGAGAUCUGUUGGUUUUCGGAUACAAUGGCAGCAUCAACAUUAACGGCAUCGCCCGUCAAUCGUCACAUCUCUCGAGUCCACCUGGACCAACAGUCACUGCCGUGAUAGACAAUCGCGAAGUUAAUUCCCUAACCAGUCCCCUAUCUGGAUAUGUUAUCCAAGAUGGUUGCAUUCCGGAGACGUUCAAUCCAGUCAUUCAUCUUAUGCUCGCCUUACAAACUAUAAAGGACCAGGCACUGGAUCUCCUUUGGGACACUCGGAAGGGGAAGGAGAAAUUUAUUGCCUCGCUCAAAUCUCUUCUACUGGGGCCCUAUGCACAUGGUGGAUCUCUUCAACGAACUUCAACACAUCUUGUGAUGUCCCAUGAUAGUAAUGAAAUCACAUUGACUAUGAAGCAUAAUCAGUUAUGCUUGUCAGGGCCAAAAGAAGGUCGAUCUGAGCAUUUCAAGAGAAUGAAGAGUAUUUUCACUGGACUAUUUGCUCGCACAGGAGCAGACAUGGGAUUUUCAUACUUUUAUGUAGGGAGUCAUCAGGAGGAAGUUACAGUGCAUCUACUGGGAGGUGCUAACAUGAGCAGCGAUGGUACAGGACAAGGUGGUGUCACAAAUCAAAUUGGAGAAGUGUUUACAGGCCAUGGUAGUGAGAUAUAUGAGGGUCUCAUAUGCUCCGAUGCGUCCGUUGUUCCAACAAGCCUAGCUGGCCUGUCGAUUGAUCUCGAAACAUCAAACGAUCCUUUAGACACAAACAGCGAGCCCAAAGUAUCCCGAGACUGGCAGAACCGUCAAAGCAAAAACGAAGGAACCUCAACUUCUAUAGGCUGGCAGUUUACGGAGGUCUUGCAUGGAUAUGUUUACAUAGGACCGGAUGUCGAGAAUUUCGAGCUUUCUGAGAGCAUGGGAAAGGGGUCAUCCUGUGCUAUGCAGAUGUUUCUCACGAUAGAAAUAUGCGCACAAGCAGGAUCAAAAUACCAAGGAAUAUGCAUGGGAACAGUUUCCUGCUAUGCGUUGUCUAAAUCUACACUCAAGGUUGCGGAUGGAACGCUGGAAUUUUUUACCCCAGUACCAGAGAAUGCAGAGACAUUGGCCAUGUCUUACCAUCUGAACCUCCUCUCAGUGGAGGGCACGAUAUACCACCUGGAAGGGCGCAAAUUUCUCAACUCAGAGAUGGCAUUCUCAGUUAGAAAGACAUGGGAAGCGACAACGACAGUGAAUGUCAAUAUCACCCGACCAGAUGGAUCAAAUCUUGGAACAGGAGCAGUUCAUAUUUCGCCUCUUGAUUUUCAGCGGCAAAUCAAAACUUUCCGGACCACAAAGCCCUUCAAAGCUGGACUUCUACUUGCGUUGGUGGCCUUUUUGUUCUCCUUUCUGCGGCACAUUAGUCUCUUCUUCUUCCGCCGCUUCGGACCCGUGCGAUAUCCAACGAUCUCGCCUCAAAGCAACAUCGACUCCAAAAAAACCGCAUCUGCCUCGUGUACGAUUAAAGCUUCUGAUGGCGCGUACGUACAACUUGAUAUAUAUGAGCCAGUCCCUGUCUCUGGGGCUGAAGAAAUAGACGGCCACAUGACCCUUCCCCCAAUCCUGCUUUUACCCGGAGUCACUGGAAUCGGCGCGACGCAUAAUGUUUUCGCAUUGCCUUUUUUGCGCUGCAAUAUGAUUGAAUACUUUACCAAGCGUGGCCAUCGUUGCUAUGCACUGACUCCUCGCUGGGGUUGUGAUCUCACUGAGGCUCAACGAUCUACUGUCUUUGACUGUCGUCUGGAUGUGGCUGCUGCAAUUGGAACAAUCCGAGACAGAGAGCCACAGAAACCAUAUGUGGUAGCACAUUGUCAAGGCUCAGUGGCUCUCUGUAUGGGAAUUCUCGACGGUACUAUUGACAGCAGCCAGAUUCUUGGUGUCACUGCCAACUCUGUCUUCAUGAACCAGGUUUUCGGGUACUGGAACUCACUCAAAGGGAGUACCACGUUGCUAAUCCAGCUUUAUGAAAUUCUGGCUGGUGAUUACUUCCCGAUUGCCAGCAGUAUCGGCAGUGUCCUGAUUCAACGACUAAUUGAUAUUCUCCUUCGCUUUUAUCCUGUCGGACACCCGCGAGAUAUCUGCACCUCUACAGCAUGUCGCAGAACUUCUUUUGCGUUUGGUCUACUCUGGAAUCAUGAGAAUUUAGAUCUGAAUCUUCACGAGAAUGUUCACCAAUUCUUUGCAGGAACUCAUACCAAGCUUAUGAAGCAUGUCGUGGAGGAGCGUCUACAACGGCUAGAAGGUCUGCCAAUUCUUUUCAUCUCGGGCACGGACAACCAAGUCUUUGAUCCUGAGUCCACAUUGAAGGACUAUGAGCUUUUACGGCGACGCUUUGGUGAGAAAUUCUAUCGCAGAUUUUUGGCUGAAGGGUAUGGGCAUCUUGAUCCUAUUGUGGAAGGGAUAUCCCAAACGCAGCCCGACUGGAUCCACCCGCAUCUAAUCCAAAGUACCGACUCGAUCAAAGGCCGACAAUUUCGAACCUCCAGUCCCAUCCCCAAAGGCACCUGUCUCCUUGUGGAUCGCCCUUAUGCAAUUAUUCCCGUCGUUGACGAACCAGACAGCGACAAUCUGAUCUGCAACAAUCCCGCUUGUAAUCUUUCGGCUUCUCGCCAUCCAGAUCGGAACUCAUGUCCGAAGGCCUGUCUGCCAGAUGUCAUAUGGUGCAGCAGUACAUGCCAAAGCGCCGACAAAGUCCGGCACGACUUCGAAUGCACCUGGCUCAAACGGUAUGCCGGACCGAUUCGGUCCAAAUGGACUGAAUACGACUUCGGCAUGCUGUGGGUGAUUGUUCGCCUGCUUGCCAUGCGACAUAGCCAAUUAUAUGGUUCGGGUGGUUCUGGCACUGACUUGUCCCAGCGAUCAAAAGAUGACUGCUGGCAAGGCAUUGACUCGCUCUGUGGAUCGUCCGAUACAUGGUCCCAUGACAAAGUCCGGUCGUGGUCCACCCUCGUGAAGAAGUAUUUACAGAGCGGUCCUGUCUUGCCCCAUGGAAUGAAAGCAGAUCGUGUUCUGCAUCUCAUAUGCCAAGAGGAAGCAAACUCCUUUGGCCUCUACCCGCGUGAAACGGGCCAUUUCCCUAUCCCAAGUUCUCCAAUUGACCGCGGGGAACAAUUCGCCGCAGCAGUUUAUCCUACCGCAGCAAUCGCCAAUCAUUCAUGUUUGCCGAACAUCAUUCAUAAAGCCGACGAGAAGGGCCGCAUGGUCUUCACCGCGGCUCGCGAUAUCUUCGCCGGCGAGGAAUGCUGUAUUUCGUACUUCGACUUGACACAAUAUACAGAUCUCGACUCCCGCCGCGAGCAUCUCCGAAAAUCGUUCCGUUUUGUGUGUCAGUGUGAACGAUGUGUUUCAGAAGAGCCCGUGGAAGAGCCGACUGAAUGGGCUGCCAUGCCGAUGAUGGAAAUAUUUUGA
Messenger RNA from Penicillium soppii, 3936 nucleotides. RefSeq lists its product as uncharacterized. NCBI's taxonomy places the organism in Eukaryota, Fungi, Ascomycota, Eurotiomycetes, Eurotiales, Aspergillaceae. Gene Ontology annotation, molecular function: protein binding. The coding region runs from base 1 to 3936 and encodes 1311 amino acids. The transcript has 9 exons. The record is from RefSeq and is a predicted model, not a curated record.